Molecule: messenger RNA, 414 nt
Organism: Hymenoscyphus albidus
Lineage: Eukaryota; Fungi; Ascomycota; Leotiomycetes; Helotiales; Helotiaceae
Source: the annotation of a GenBank genome assembly
AUGAACACUACACGAGCUUCCGAACACAAACGUUGGAUCGAACUCUCGAAGCGUAUUGACAGAUCUGGUAAAGAAAUGGCUCCCUGUGCUCGAUGCGAACGUUCCGGUCGAAAAUGUGUAGCCCUAGCUACAACCUCGGAGCCUAACAAAUGCUCAGAGUGUACUAGACAAAAGAAAUCCUGCGAUGUUAAAUCGCGAAACCGAAUGCCCUCACUUUCCGACUGGUCCUCGAUUGACCAGCAACGACGGAAGUUGCAGGAUGAAGAAGAAUUGGCCUGGCAGUCCCAACAGGAGGCCAUUGCCAAGGUUCUUCGAUUGCGGAGGCUACAGCGCCAGCUCGACGAGCGGGAACAGCAGCUGAUUCGUUCCGGCCUUAACUCUAUGGCCGAACUAGAAGAGAAGGAGGAGAAGGAG